GAAAAAUUACUUCGAGAGGAAAGGCGGAGAGAGUUAGAGAGAGAGAGGGUGCGAGAAAGGGGAAACGAGAGCCGGUGGCUUUUACCCCUUACUCCGUUAGACUCUUCUUCAAUCCCCUUUCUCUCCAAUCCCAUGGAAAAUCUCGAGGGACAUGAAAUCGAAGUGCCCGCCGAUCUUGAUGCUGAUCACGAAGAAGAUCACCCCGAUUUCUCCCCGGUUGGGUCUCCUGAGCUCGCCGAUUUUCGCCUCCCGCAGCCCUCGGCUGAGAACCCCGAACUAUCCGAUGAUCUCCGCGGCAAGAUUAUUAAGCAGGUGGAGUACUAUUUUAGUGACGAAAACUUGCCAAGCGACAAGUUUUUGAUGAAAUAUGUUACAAAAAAUGCAGAAGGAUAUGUUCCUAUUGGGCUUAUUGCUUCUUUUAGGAAGAUGAAGAAGCUCACGAAGGAUACCUCAUUCAUUGCGACUGCCUUGAAGGAAUCCUCCUUUCUUGUUAUUAGUUCAAAUGGGAAAAAGGUGAAGCGACUUCAUCCCCUCCCACUAACCGAGUUCAGGGAUCCAAUGGUAUGCACUGUGCUUGUUGAGAACCUACCCGAGGAUCAUUCAGUUGAGAAUCUUCGACGGUUGUUUGGUGAAGCUGGAAACAUAAAGAGUAUUACCAUUCGCGAACCACAUGAUGCUAGAGAGCAGAAAAAGUGUACGGUUGCUGAGAAGCUAAUAAGUAGGAAGUUACACGCCCUCGUGGAGUAUGAUGCUGUGGAGGCUGCUGAGAAAGCUGUUGCUACUUUAAAUAACGAGCAAGAUUGGAGAUACGGGUUGCAUGUCAAACUUCUUAAGAAAAUGAAAAAGCCAGGGCAGAAGCCGAAAGUAUGGAAGGAAUCAGAGCAUGAGAAAGGUAGCACGCCCGAAACAUGUGAUCUGGCUGGGAACGAGGAGCAUCACUAUGCUAGUGAGCUGCACGAUGAUUCACAUGAAGAGGAUAUCGAUCACGUGAUGAGGGAGAAGAAUGAGCCCCCUAGAGAAAAGAACGGCGUCAAAGGCCGCGGUGGCAGAGGACGGGGGCGUAGACAGAAGUAUCACAACUCAAAUGGCCACGGCGCGCCACUUUCGAAUCAUGGCAGCGAACCAUCGAAACCGCCGCCUGGUCCUAGAAUGCCCGAUGGAACCAAAGGCUUCACGAUGGGCAGGGGACGCCCCCUGGCUGCAAAUUGAAGCCCGAUUGUUGGCGCUGGCGCUGCUGAAGUAGCUUGGGUAUUUAUAUCUAAAACACUUGCCACAUUUUAACUUAUAUGGCUUUGUUGCACCGGAGCCCGGUGACCCCGGCGGGGCCCGCCGCCCAGAGAAGUUGUGUGUAAUGAAAACAGUUGUGGGUGUUCUGAGGAAGCUUUGUGGUUGCUUUUGCUGCCUGCUUUAUUUCGUUUCUAUAUAAGCCAGAGGAUGGUCUCUCA
Andrographis paniculata is the source of this 1445-nucleotide messenger RNA. Its product is annotated as la-related protein 6A. NCBI's taxonomy places the organism in Eukaryota, Viridiplantae, Streptophyta, Magnoliopsida, Lamiales, Acanthaceae. Gene Ontology annotation, biological process: RNA processing. Gene Ontology annotation, cellular component: nucleus. The transcript is spliced from 11 exons. The record is from RefSeq and is a predicted model, not a curated record. Bases 133 to 1209 code for a protein of 358 amino acids. Gene Ontology annotation, molecular function: mRNA binding.